Acanthopagrus latus (yellowfin seabream) is the source of this 4930-nucleotide messenger RNA. RefSeq names its product VPS50 EARP/GARPII complex subunit (gene vps50). Gene Ontology annotation, cellular component: EARP complex. Bases 145 to 3123 code for a protein of 992 amino acids. Gene Ontology annotation, molecular function: SNARE binding. The transcript has 29 exons. Gene Ontology annotation, biological process: endocytic recycling; retrograde transport, endosome to Golgi. Lineage: Eukaryota; Metazoa; Chordata; Actinopteri; Spariformes; Sparidae. The record is from RefSeq and is a predicted model, not a curated record.
UUGCACUCUUCCGGUUCUCGCCGUGCCAGUCACGUGACGGUUAACUAUGGCUUCCUUCUCGUAGUGAUGGAGGCGCACCGUUGACAACAAACACAACUGUAACUUCGCCCAGUCGUCGGUCUGCUGACCCGAGUCGGACUCAGGAUGCAGAAGAUCAAGUCUCUGAUGGCCCGGCAGGGUCUGAAGAGCCCGCAGGAGAGCAUGGCAGACCUGAGUCCAGUGGAGAACCUGAGGAUCCCGAGCAAGGAGGAGUUGCGGGAGCUGAGGGAACAGCCCAUCGACCCGCAGGCGGAGCAGGAGAUCAUCGACAGCAUCGAGGAGGUUUACUUCUCCACCGACUCCUUCGACAUGGUGCAGCACGAGCUGGAGAAACUCCCACCUGAGCUGAACCUGCAGGAGCUGGAGGAGUACAGAGACAAGCUGAAGAGACAGCAGGCAGCAGUUUCUAAAAAGGUUGCAGAUCUCAUUCUGGAGAAACAGCCCUCCUAUGUGAAGGAACUGGAGCGAGUGACAGCGUUACAGACUAACCUGCAGCUGGCAGCCGUCAUUUGCACGAAUGCAAGGAGGCAACUGAGCGUGGCAAAGGAGGGAUUCACAGAAGCCAGCCUCGGUCUAUUGGCCAAUCAGAGGAGACGACAACUGCUGACAGGCCUGCUUAAAUCGCUGAGGACCAUCAAGACGCUGCAAAGAACAGAUGUAAGACUCAGCGAGAUGCUCGAGGAGGAAGACUAUCCAGGUGCAAUCCAGCUCUGUCUGGAGUGCCAAAAGGCUGCCAGCACCUUCAAACACUACAGCUGCAUCAGUGAAUUAAAUUCCAAACUACAAGACACUCUGGAGCAAAUAGAGGAGCAGCUUGAUGUCGCCCUGUCAAAGACUUGUAAGCACUUUGAUGUUUCGCACUACACCAAGGUCCAGCUGGCCUACACGCUCCUGGGAAAGACACAGACUGCGAUGGACCAGCUGCACAUGCACUUCACCCAGGCCAUCCACAACACAGUGUUCCAGGUGGUGCUGGGGUAUGUGGAGCUGUGUGCUGGCAACGCUGAUACCAAGUUCCAGAAGAUGCAGUACAAGGAUUUGUGCACGCAUAUCACGCUGGACAGCUACAUUCCCUGCCUGACAGACCUGUGCAAGGCAUUGUGGGAGGUGAUGCUGAGCUAUCACCGCACCAUGCAGUGGCAUGAGGAGCAUGACAAGCAGGACGCCUCACCCACAGAUGAAGCAGCAGCUGCUGAGUCUGACGAGUCGGUGGUGGACCGCAGCUACGUGAAAAAGAAGCUUGAGCACGGACUGACGCGGAUCUGGCAGGAUGUCCAGUUGAAAGUGAAGGCCUACAUCCUGGGCACCGACAUGUCUAACUUCAAGUACGAUGAUUUCAUAGUGGUGCUGGAUGUCAUCAGCAGGUUAAUGCAGGUGGGCGAGGAGUUCUGUGGCAGUAAGUCGGAGGUCCUGCAGGAGUCCAUCAAACGCCAGAGUGUCAACUACUUUAAAAACUAUCACAGGGCCCGACUGGAAGAGCUGAGGAUGUUUCUGGAAAACGAGACAUGGGAGCUGUGCCCGGUUAAGUCUAACUUUAACAUCGCCCAGCUCCAUGAGUUCAAGUUCAUGGGUCAGUGUCGUUCUCCGUCCGUCUCCCCGAGCCGUCAGGCGGCGUCCUCCACCGGCCCGGCUCCAGAGCAGCUGUCUCUGUUCCAGCAGUACCUUCAGGAGGGAAACCCCUUUGAGAUGCCCGCCGAGCACAGAGAGGAGGAGACGGAGGAUGUGCUGGCGUCUAACGGGUACGAGUCAGACGAGCUGGAGAAGAGCGUGUAUCAAGACUACGACAGCGACAGCGACGUCCCCGAGGAGCUCAAGCAGGACUUUGUUGACGAGCAGACGGGCGACGUUCCCCUCAAGAGCGUGUCCCGUGAGACCAUAAGAAGCAAGAAAAAGUCUGACUACAACUUAAAUAAGACCAACGCACCAAUCCUCACCAACACCACCCUCAACGUCAUCCGGCUUGUCGGGAAGUACAUGCAGAUGAUGAACAUUUUGAAGCCCAUCGCCUUCGACGUCAUCCACUGUGUGUCGCAGCUCUUCGACUACUACCUGUACGCCGUCUACACCUUCUUUGGACGCAAUGACAUGCCCGUCCCAAGCCCGUCUUUGCCAGCUCAUGGUGGCAGAGAGGCGGGCACCACCAGGGUGGUUGGCCCUGCUUGCCUGUAUGAGUCAUCGGGUCUGGGCCUUAUCAGCAGCAGACUGAGAACCACGCUGAACCGGAUCCAGGAGAGUCUCAUUGACAUGGAGGCGUUGGGGGAGAACGCCGGGGUCCACGGCCCAGCAGAGGACAGGAAGGAGAAGGUGCCCAGCCCCCAUCUCAGCCAAAUGGUGGUCCUCACCAACAGUGGGACUCUGUAUGGGCUGGCACAGAGAGUGGUGGCCACUGAGUCUCUCGUGUUUCUGGCUGAGCAGUUUGAAUCCCUCCAGUCUCACCUGGACACCAUGAUGCCGGCAGCCAAGAAGCCUUUCCUGCAGCAGUUUUACUCCCAGACGGUGUCCACAGCCAGUGAACUGCGAAAACCAAUAUAUUGGAUUGUUGCAGCCAAGGCCAUCGACUACGAACAGAUGUUGCUCCUGAUGGCUGGAGUCAAGUGGGACAUUAGGGAGAUAAUGUCACAGCACAACGUUUAUGUGGACGUCCUGUUGAAGGAGUUUGAGCAAUUUAACAAGCGGCUGGGAGACGUUUCCAGACACGUGCGCAUCCCUCUGCCCGUGUCCAACGUCCUGUGGGAGCACUGCAUCCGCCUGGCCAACAGGACUCUCGUAGAGGGCUACGCUAACGUGAAGAAAUGCAGCAACGAGGGCCGGGCUCUGAUGCAGCUGGACUUCCAGCAGUUCCUCAUGAAGCUGGAGAAGCUGACCGACCUGCGACCCAUCCCUGAUAAAGAGUUCGUUGAGACGUACAUCAAGGCGUACUACCUGACGGAGAACGACAUGGAGCAGUUUAUCAAGAAUCACAGGGAGUACUCCAUGAAGCAGCUCGCCAACUUGGUGAACGUUUGUCUGGGCUCCCAUAUAAACAAGAAGGCUCGUCAGAAACUUCUGGCAGCCAUCGACGACAUUGACAGACCCAAGAGAUAGACUGAUGACCGGAGCAGACCCUGAACGCAUCAGCCAGCCACAGAGACACUCCCACAGAGGAGCUCAGCGUUAGAAUGUCUUCAUCUCCAGUUUGCAGCAUUCAUGUGGUGGUGUGUUCACAGAGCUGUACAGUACAAACAGAAGUAGAGCAACUGUAUACGUCAGUUAAUAUGUUAGCCAGAUGCUAAUUAUCUGUUAUUCUACGAUCCUUAUGUGCUCAGAAACUCUAAGUGCACUCGUGUCGUGCUGAUGGACAGAAAUACUAAAACAUUCACGCGAGCAUGCUGCAGUUACUCCACUCGUACAGUAAAUGUAACGCGUGUCACAUUUUCAUUGGACAAACGUGACGCGUAUGACGUUUUCCUGCAGCUUCGGCAGCUUCAGCAGCUUCUGUAGCUUCAGUAGCUUCAGCAGCUUCUGUAGCUUCAGCAGCUUCAGCAGCUUCAUUAGCUUCAGCAGCUUCUGUAGCUUCUGUAGCUUCAGCAGCUUCUGCAGCUUCUGUAGCUUCAGCAGCUUCAGCAGCUUCUGUAGCUUCAGUAGCUUCAGCAGCUUCUGUAGCUUCAGCAGCUUCAGCAGCUUCAUUAGCUUCAGCAGCUUCUGUAGCUUCUGUAGCUUCAGCAGCUUCAGCAGCUUCUGUAGCUUCAGCAGCUUCAGCAGCUUCAGCAGCUUCUGUAGCUUUAGCAGCUUCUGCAGCUUCAGUAGGCUCAGUAGCUUCAGCAGCUUCAGCAGUUUCAGCAGCUUCAGCACCAUGAGGAUGUUGAGUAUAAUUUUCCGACUUCAAAUACAGGAACUCAGUGUAACGUGUAGCCGUGGACGCGUGUUCAGAUUCUGAUACGACUUCCACCUUGAAAUUGUAAAAAGAAAACAAAGCGUGAACAUUUACGAGCUGCUGAGUUUGAUAGUCAUGUUAAGUUUUGUGGUAACUGAUCCGAGACCAGUCUGUGGUGGUUUAACUUUGCGUCAUGAUUGAAUGUGCCCCCUGAUGAGAUGCAGAGAGUCGCAGCUUUAUGAAUCAUUCCAGCCGUGUGUGUGCUUUCUGUGUAUUGUUUGACUUCAGGGUAUUUGCAGUGCCUGACUGGAUGUUUUGCUCCUUUGUUUGGUUUGUUUUGUCCAUUACUGACAUAAAUCUAAUAUAAUGAUCAUCUGAAAAUAAUAUAAAUUGUUGUAGUUAGCGUUAAAAUGUAGAAUAUCUGCACCAGCUGCAUUUGAUUGUUGUCAUUUGUCACAUCUGAGCAGGAAAUGAUUUUAUUGCACUGCGCUGAGGUUUUGAACGACAUUGUGAUUCUCUUGAGGAGGGAAAUGUAUUUUUCCUGUUCAGUGCGGUCGGGCGCUGAUGGUGUGACGUCUCAUGAGUUGGUAGUUGAACUGUGUCAGCUGGAGUUCAUCCCCACAGCUCUAACACUCUGCUCCUUCAGCUCCAUCACUGUAACCUGACCUGAGGAGAGCAGACUGAUUUACUGUUAAAGGGGAAAAAAACAAUGAAGAAAAAAGUUUUCAUACAGUUUCAUAUUUUGUGUGCAUCUAUUCCAAGAAGAAUACUGUAAAUGUGAAUGUUUUGAACAAUGUCUGUAUUUAUUUCUCGCUUCGUGUCUCGUUUUGGGGUUUUUCUAUGAUAACUGCAGGAUGUGUGCCGUCAUUCAUCACCUCUCAGUAUCUUGUAACUUAUCUACUGAAGCUAAUGCAAAUAUUUAAACAUCGUCCAGUUAUGUUAAGGGUCAAGUGCACUAUAGUGGAAAAUCAGUAAUCAGUGUUGGAACUGUAGAUUGAACCAAAAUGAUUCUAACAUAAUAAACACACUAAUAAUGGA